AUGGGAAAUAAAGCAUCCAAGCCCGCCAGAAAGUUUACUGAUACGGUUUCUAAAGGGACUGUGAAUAGAAGCUCACAAGUUAAUCAAUUGCCAUCGCAAACGCUUCGACUGAAUUAUGAGAAGCAUCACAUGGAGAAGAGUAUAAAUGAGGCCCAGAAUCAAGAAGCUGCUGGCACUAAAAUUAAUAGUACUCUAUUUCUGUCGACAUCUCACACAUCUUUUGAUCCCUCCUAUUUAAAGAAAAAAUUAAAAAGUUCAUCAUCUGGUAAAGGUCAAAAGGAUCAAACACAGCUGCCCGAAGGAAAAGAUGGCUUUGACCCUCAAGGGAAGUUUGAUGAUGAUUUCAUUAAGUCCAUAACGAGACUUGGGAAGCUGAUCGAGUCCAAGCCAGAAUCACAGCAUUUUGAUACAUCAUUAGCUUUAGAGCAAUUGAGGUUCCGGAAGGAUUUAUACGCACAAGGACAGAAGGAGUUGGAUCUUCAGAAAAACCAAGGAUCAUACCCCCAAAGCUCUAAUGGCUCUGCUGGAAAAGAGCUGGAGGUCGUAAGGACGAUGGUCCAUCCAAGGACCUUAGGAGCAAUUUUGACUGACAUAAGAGAUCCUCGAAUAGACAAUGAAAGAAUAAUACUAGAUUAUCAGCUUCAUUCCAACUUUCUCGAUGGCUUAGGCAAAAGGUUUAAGUUAGCCACUCAUUCUGCCCCUCUAGAUCCAAAGCCAAAGGAUGAUGAGAUUGGUCCUAGAGAAGAACCUGUUUCUAAUGUAGUUUCGGACAAAGAUGGGGCUGAUAACAUUGAUAAGAAAAAAUUGAAGAAAUUGCAAGAAAGAAUUAGUCUUGAGGAUUAG
Molecule: messenger RNA, 843 nt
Organism: Priceomyces carsonii
Lineage: Eukaryota; Fungi; Ascomycota; Pichiomycetes; Serinales; Debaryomycetaceae
Exons: 1
Coding region: 1-843 (280 amino acids)
Source: RefSeq, a predicted model, not a curated record